Nerophis lumbriciformis (worm pipefish) is the source of this 915-nucleotide messenger RNA. RefSeq names its product melanocortin 2 receptor (gene mc2r). Gene Ontology annotation, cellular component: membrane. The record is from RefSeq and is a predicted model, not a curated record. Gene Ontology annotation, biological process: G protein-coupled receptor signaling pathway. Gene Ontology annotation, molecular function: melanocortin receptor activity. Lineage: Eukaryota; Metazoa; Chordata; Actinopteri; Syngnathiformes; Syngnathidae.
AUGAACACAACGGCGAACACGUCGGACUGCCCGGAGUUAAGCGUGCCCGUCGCAGUCUUCUUCACCAUCGGGGUCGUCGGUCUGAUGGAGAACCUCUUGGUUGUGGCGGCUGUCGUAUACAACAGGAACCUCCACUCGCCCAUGUACUGCUUCAUGUGCAGCCUGGCGGGCUUCAACACUGUCGCCAGCCUCACUAAAAGCUGCGAGAACGUGCUGCUUGUGUUUGCAGACGAGGGCCAACUGAAGAAGGACGGUUUCUCUGAGACCAAGCUCGACGACGUGAUCGACUCGCUGCUCUGUAUGUCCUUUGUGGGUUCAAUCUUCAGCUUCCUGGCCAUCGCUGCGGACCGGUACAUCUCCAUAUUCCACGCACUCAGAUACCACAACAUCAUGACGAUGCGGCGGACAGCGGGCGUUCUCGGCGUCAUCUGGACAACAUGCGGGGUGUCGGCCAUGUUCAUGGUGAGGUUCUUCGACUCCAAGUUCAUCAUGAUCUGCUUGGUUGCCUUCUUCGUGCUCUCCUUCGCCGCCAUCUGCUUCCUCUACGUCUACAUGUUCAUGCUGGCACGCGUCCAUGCCAGGAAGAUGGCCGCGCUGACCUCCUGCGCUGGCCAAAGGUGCCAGGGGAGGCGGCGGGGCGGAAGCAUGAGAGGCGCCCUCACGCUGACCAUCCUGUUUGGGGCCUUUGUGGUGUGCUGGGCACCUUUCUUCCUCCACCUGCUCAUCAUGACGGCGUGCCCCACAGACCCGUAUUGCGAGUGCUACAGAUCCUUCUUCCAGCUCCACGUCGUGCUGCUUAUGAGCCACGCCCUCAUCGACCCUGCCAUCUACGCCUUUCGCAGCACCGAGCUGCGGCACACCUUCAGGAAGAUGCUCCUUUGCUCGGAAGGGAUUGCACCUUUAUUUCAAUGCUGA